UCUUACGUCCCAGCCGCCUUCUCUCCUCUCCGUUUCCUCUCAAUUCCAGCCGGCGGCGGCCCCACCGUCCGCCGGUAGCCGCCGUACCACCUGCCUGUAACCGCUCCACUCUCCUCCGUAAGCCACCUCACUCUCUCUCCCUCUCGAUCCCCAGCCGGCGGCCGAUUUGAUAAAAGAUAGGCCAGAAACCGAAACCGACCUGGUAGACCGAAACGGUUUAGAAGUUGUAAGAUCAAUAUUCGGUUCGGCUCGGUUCGGAAAAUAACCUGCCGCGCUCGAUCCCCUUUUGGAAGAAAACCCUUGACGCCAGUCUCUUGGUUGAAGACGUUGAUUUUGGAGCGAGCGAUGAAUCCUCUGACCCUAGUGAAGCGCAUCCAGAAAAUCAAUUCUCAGGAGGCAUCGCUCGGGAUUUCCGAAGAUGCUUCUUGGCACGCCAAAUACAAAGAUUCCGCCUACGUUUUCGUUGGAGGCAUUCCUUACGAUCUCACCGAGGGUGAUCUCCUCGCCGUUUUCGCACAGUAUGGAGAGGUUGUCGAUGUCAAUCUUGUCAGAGACAAGGGUACAGGAAAAUCAAAAGGCUUUGCUUUUGUUGCAUAUGAAGACCAGAGAAGUACAAUCCUUGCUGUAGAUAAUUUGAAUGGUGCACAGAUUCUAGGUCGAGUCAUUAGGGUUGAUCAUGUUACUAAAUAUAAGAAGAAGGAAGAAGAAGACGAAGAGACAGAACAAAAAAAGAGAGAAGCUCGGGGUGUUUGUCGUGCAUUUCAAAGAGGUGAAUGUACCCGUGGAGCUGGAUGCAAAUUCUCUCAUGAUGAGCAGAGAGCUGCAAACACAGGCUGGGGGGUGGUGGAAGACGCAAAUGCAAAGUGGGGACAUGACAAGUUUGAUGACCCAAAAGAUCUUGAUAGAGAAGUGCGAGCUAAAGGAAGGAAAAAUAGCGAUGACAGGGAAAUUAGUAGGAGGCAGGAAAAUAAAUCAAAAGGCUGGGAUGAUAGUAAAGAAUCAGAACUCAAGUUGAGAGAGGAUCAUGGCCGUAAAGAUGAGAAGAGAUUGAGAAGACAUGAGGUUGAUGAUGACCGUGACCCGAAGUCAAGAGAUGAUCAUUAUAAGAGAGAAGAAAAGAAAUCUAGAAGGAACCAUGAUGAGGAACUCCCACAACAUUCAAGAAGAGAUUACAAUUGGAGGGAAGAAGACAAGUCGAAAAGGCAUGGUGGUGAAGAGUAUCAACCAAAGCGAGGGAAGACGACGAUAGAAGGGAAAGAAGACAUCGCUCAGAAUCACACAGGAGGGAAAAUCAAGAUGAGAAGAGAGAUUUUCGAUCUUCUCAUGGCAGAGAUUCUUCAUCCCAUUCUCAUAGAGAAAGAAAUGAAGAUCGUCAUAGAUAAAAUGAACAAGGACACAACAGAUCAAUAUGGUGAGUCAUGUAAUGUUGGUUUUCGGCAUAAUUCUGAGGGGAGACUAUUUUACCCAAGAUAGAGCUGUCAUCUUGAUAGUUUUGGGAUUCAGCUUAAUUUGACGAGUACAUUUUGGGUUUCUGAUGGGGCCAUUUUGUUUCCCUGUAUUAUAGAUUUACAAUAGGAACUUAUAUUGGCCUCUCACUCACUUGAAACCAACCUCUGUUUGUUCUAUCAAAAUAGGUAAAAUAACUCUUGGAUCUGGACGUUUCUUUUAUCAGAAAAGUAAAGUUGUUGGGUUGUUGGAAUCUUACCCUUAUUGUGACUUGUGAGUGGAUGUACAAAUUAUUCCCAAUUUUGACAUAUAUGUUGUUGGCUUUAGAA
Molecule: messenger RNA, 1775 nt
Organism: Momordica charantia (bitter melon)
Lineage: Eukaryota; Viridiplantae; Streptophyta; Magnoliopsida; Cucurbitales; Cucurbitaceae
Product: zinc finger CCCH domain-containing protein 25
Biological process (GO): mRNA splicing, via spliceosome
Cellular component (GO): precatalytic spliceosome; U2 snRNP; catalytic step 2 spliceosome
Molecular function (GO): metal ion binding; RNA binding
Source: RefSeq, a predicted model, not a curated record